AUGACUGGCAAAGACACCUUCCCCACUGCUCAGACGGGCAAGAUUGACGCCGACUCCAAGCCUCAAGAUGCCUCGGAGGCUUCCCAGCCGCAAGGAGCAAAGGCAUUCGCAGCUGCCUCACAGGCCCACCCUGGCCCAGCUAUCCCUCAAUCGCUGCCUGAGCAGGAGGGCACUAAGGAGGAGCGUCAGGCCAAAGCUAAGGAGUUGAACAAGUAG
This is a messenger RNA of Truncatella angustata, 216 nucleotides long. RefSeq lists its product as uncharacterized. NCBI's taxonomy places the organism in Eukaryota, Fungi, Ascomycota, Sordariomycetes, Amphisphaeriales, Sporocadaceae. The transcript is spliced from 2 exons. Bases 1 to 216 code for a protein of 71 amino acids. The record is from RefSeq and is a predicted model, not a curated record.